Messenger RNA from Erinaceus europaeus (western European hedgehog), 6175 nucleotides. RefSeq names its product tankyrase 2 (gene TNKS2). Lineage: Eukaryota; Metazoa; Chordata; Mammalia; Eulipotyphla; Erinaceidae. Bases 375 to 3875 code for a protein of 1166 amino acids. The record is from RefSeq and is a predicted model, not a curated record. Gene Ontology annotation, molecular function: protein binding; NAD+ poly-ADP-ribosyltransferase activity. The transcript has 27 exons.
GGCCCAGCUCGCCAAAACUGGCCCAGCCGGCCUAUGUCCACUGCGCACGCGCGGCUCUACGUCACGCGCGUUCCCAGGCCUCAGUAGAGCUGGCAGGAGGGGCCCUGCCAGCUUCCGCCGCCGCGUCGCUUAGGGGCUCGGGCGGCGGGUUCGCGCUGCCUCCCCCGCCGCGGGGCAGCGGAGGGACGCGGGGCCAAGCUCAGGGCUCGCGGCGGCGCAGCCAUGGGUCUGCGCCGAGCCGGGUGACAGCAGGAAGCCGAACGGCCCAGGCCCUGAGCACGUCUCUUCCGGGGGGCCUCGCCCUCCUGCUCGCGGGGCCGGGGCUCCUGCUGCCGCUGCUGGCGCUGCUGUUGGCGGCGGCCGCGGCCCGGAUCAUGUCGGGCCGCCGCUGCGCCGGCGGGGGCGCGGCCUGCGGGGGCGCAGCGGCCGAGGCGGUGGAGCCCGCCGCCCGCGAGCUGUUCGAGGCUUGUCGCAACGGGGACGUGGAGCGAGUCAAGAGGCUGGUGACGCCGGAGAAGGUGAACAGCCGCGACACGGCGGGCAGGAAGUCCACCCCGCUCCACUUCGCCGCAGGUUUUGGACGUAAAGAUGUAGUUGAAUACUUGCUUCAGAAUGGUGCAAAUGUCCAAGCACGUGAUGAUGGGGGCCUUAUUCCUCUUCACAAUGCAUGUUCUUUUGGUCAUGCUGAAGUAGUCAAUCUCCUUUUGCUACGUGGUGCAGACCCAAAUGCUCGUGAUAAUUGGAAUUACACUCCUCUCCAUGAAGCUGCAAUUAAAGGAAAGAUUGAUGUUUGCAUCGUGCUCUUACAACAUGGAGCUGAGCCAACCAUUCGAAAUACAGAUGGAAGAACAGCAUUAGAUUUAGCAGACCCAUCUGCCAAAGCAGUGCUGACUGGUGAAUAUAAGAAAGAUGAACUCUUGGAGAGCGCAAGGAGUGGCAAUGAGGAAAAAAUGAUGGCUCUUCUUACACCAUUAAAUGUCAAUUGCCAUGCAAGUGAUGGCAGAAAGUCAACGCCACUGCAUUUGGCAGCAGGAUACAACAGAGUAAAGAUCGUACAGCUGCUACUGCAACAUGGGGCUGAUGUCCAUGCAAAAGAUAAAGGUGAUCUGGUGCCAUUACACAAUGCCUGUUCUUACGGUCAUUAUGAAGUAACUGAACUUCUGGUCAAGCAUGGUGCCUGUGUAAAUGCAAUGGACUUGUGGCAGUUUACUCCGCUUCAUGAGGCAGCUUCUAAAAACAGGAUUGAAGUGUGUUCUCUUCUCCUGAGUUAUGGUGCAGAUCCAACGCUGCUGAAUUGUCACAAUAAAAGUGCCAUAGAUUUGGCUCCCACACCACAGUUAAAAGAAAGAUUAGCCUAUGAAUUUAAAGGCCACUCAUUGCUGCAGGCUGCACGGGAAGCUGAUGUUACACGAAUCAAGAAACACCUUUCUCUGGAAAUGGUGAAUUUCAAACACCCUCAGACACAUGAAACAGCUUUGCAUUGUGCUGCUGCAUCUCCAUACCCCAAAAGAAAGCAAAUAUGUGAACUGUUGCUAAGAAAAGGAGCAAACAUCAAUGAAAAAACAAAAGAAUUCUUGACUCCUCUGCACGUGGCGUCUGAGAAAGCUCAUAAUGAUGUUGUUGAAGUAGUGGUGAAACAUGAAGCAAAGGUUAAUGCUUUGGAUAAUCUUGGUCAGACUUCUCUGCACAGAGCUGCACAUUGUGGUCAUUUACAAACCUGCCGCCUACUCUUGAGCUAUGGGUGUGAUCCUAACAUCAUAUCACUUCAGGGCUUCACUGCUUUGCAGAUGGGAAAUGAAAAUGUGCAACAACUUCUUCAAGAGGGUAUCCCACUAGGGAAUUCAGAAGCAGACAGACAAUUACUGGAAGCUGCAAAAGCUGGCGAUGUAGAAACUGUAAAAAAAUUGUGUACAGUUCAGAGCGUCAACUGCAGAGAUAUUGAAGGACGUCAGUCAACCCCCCUCCAUUUUGCAGCUGGUUAUAACAGGGUUUCUGUGGUGGAGUAUCUGCUGCAGCACGGAGCUGAUGUGCAUGCUAAAGAUAAAGGAGGCCUUGUUCCUUUGCACAAUGCCUGUUCUUAUGGACAUUAUGAAGUGGCAGAACUUCUUGUGAAGCAUGGAGCAGUAGUUAAUGUAGCAGAUUUAUGGAAAUUUACUCCUUUACAUGAAGCUGCAGCAAAAGGAAAAUAUGAAAUUUGUAAACUUCUGCUCCAGCAUGGUGCAGACCCUACAAAGAAAAACAGAGAUGGAAAUACUCCUUUGGAUCUUGUUAAAGAUGGAGAUACGGAUAUACAGGAUCUGCUUCGAGGAGAUGCAGCUUUAUUAGAUGCUGCCAAGAAAGGUUGUUUAGCUCGAGUAAAAAAGCUAUCUUCACCUGAUAAUGUAAAUUGCCGUGAUACUCAAGGUCGACAUUCAACACCUUUACACUUAGCAGCUGGCUAUAAUAAUUUAGAAGUUGCAGAAUAUUUGUUGCAACAUGGAGCUGAUGUAAAUGCUCAAGACAAAGGAGGACUUAUUCCAUUACAUAACGCAGCAUCUUAUGGGCAUGUAGAUGUAGCAGCUUUACUAAUAAAAUAUAAUGCAUGUGUCAACGCCACGGACAAAUGGGCUUUCACACCUUUGCACGAAGCAGCUCAAAAGGGACGGACACAGCUUUGUGCUUUAUUGUUGGCCCAUGGAGCUGAUCCUACUCUUAAAAAUCAGGAAGGACAAACACCUUUAGAUUUAGUUUCAGCAGAUGAUGUCAGUGCUCUUCUGACAGCAGCCAUGCCCCCUUCUGCUCUGCCUUCAUGUUAUAAACCACAAGUGCUCAAUGGUGUAAGAAGCCCAGGAACCACCACAGAUGCUCUGUCUUCAGGUCCAUCCAGUCCAUCAAGCCUUUCUGCAGCUAGCAGUCUUGACAACUUAUCUGGGAGUUUUUCUGAACUAUCUUCAAUAGUUACCUCAGCUGGAACAGAGGGUGCUUCUAAUCUGGAGAAAAAGGAAGUUCCAGGAGUAGAUUUUAGCAUAACUCAAUUUGUAAGGAAUCUCGGGCUUGAGCACCUAAUGGACAUAUUUGAGAGAGAACAGAUCACUUUGGAUGUACUUGUUGAGAUGGGGCACAAGGAGUUGAAGGAGAUUGGAAUCAAUGCUUAUGGACAUAGACACAAACUUAUUAAGGGAGUUGAAAGACUUAUUUCUGGACAGCAAGGUCUUAACCCAUACUUAACUCUGAACACCUCUGGAAGUGGAACAAUUCUCAUAGACCUGUCUCCUGAUGACAAAGAAUUUCAGUCUGUGGAGGAAGAGAUGCAAAGUACAGUCCGAGAACACCGAGAUGGUGGUCAUGCCGGUGGAAUCUUCAACAGAUACAAUAUUCUGAAGAUCCAGAAAGUUUGUAACAAGAAACUCUGGGAACGAUAUACACACAGGAGAAAAGAAGUUUCAGAAGAAAACCACAACCAUGCAAAUGAAAGAAUGCUAUUUCAUGGUUCUCCCUUUGUGAAUGCCAUUAUCCAUAAAGGCUUUGAUGAAAGGCACGCUUACAUAGGUGGCAUGUUUGGAGCUGGGAUUUAUUUUGCUGAAAACUCUUCCAAAAGCAAUCAAUAUGUAUAUGGGAUUGGAGGAGGUACUGGGUGUCCAGUUCACAAAGACAGAUCGUGUUACAUUUGCCACAGGCAGCUACUCUUUUGCCGGGUAACCUUGGGAAAGUCUUUCCUGCAGUUCAGUGCAAUGAAAAUGGCACAUUCUCCUCCAGGACAUCAUUCAGUUACUGGUCGACCGAGUGUAAAUGGCCUAGCAUUAGCUGAAUAUGUUAUUUACAGAGGAGAACAGGCAUACCCUGAAUAUUUAAUUACUUACCAGAUUGUAAGACCUGAAGGUAUGGUUGAUGGAUAAAUACUUGUUUUAGGAAACUGACCCCACUGAACUUAAAGUCAUCUAAGCAGCUGGUGGCCUCCUGUUUUGCUCCUUUGCUGAGAAAACAUCUUGUCCACAAGCCUGUGGCAAAAAGAUUAAAAAAAAAAAAAAAUGUGAAAGAACUUAACAUUCUGACUUGAUAAAGCUUUAAUAAUGUACAGUGUUUUCUAAAUAUUUCCUGUUUUUCAGCACUUUAACAGAUGUCAUUCCAGGUUAAACUGGGUUUGUCUGUACUAAAUUAUAAACAGAGUUAACUUGAAUCUUUUAUACAUUAUACCUGGAUUCUAACAGAAACUGUAAUCCCCUCAACAGAAUUCAUUUUACUAAUAACAAACUGUGUUUCUUUAAAACACAGCAUUUACACUGAAUACAAUUUCAUUUGUAAAACUGUAUAUAAGAGCUUUUGUACUAGCCCAAUAUUUAUUUACAUUGCUUUGUAAUAUAAAUCUACUGUUAUGGAACAGCGGCGGUUUACUGAAAUUUUUUUUCACCUGUAUUGCUCCUCUGUACUUCAUCUUGUAUCAUCAUGAUUGUGUGUAAUCUUUACAUUUGAUUCCAGAGGCUAUGUUGAGUUGUUAUGAGAGACUUGGUCAGUGGGAAAGAUUGAUUUUUUUGGACUUAAUUUGCUGGUUGAAGCAUUUAUCUCUCAUUAGAAUUUUUUCCCAUUUAAGAACUUUUUUCAUGAAUACUCUUGGGAUUUAGUGAUAUCUUUGCAGGUAUAAGACACAUUCCAAAGAGCUCUAGUUGCUUUUUUUAAGAGCCUCUUCACACAAACUCGAGUUUUGCAUUGGAAGUCUUUCUUCUUUCAUUUAUAAAAAUUAAAGCAGGUGCUUUAAGGGAAAAAAAGAAAAAAGAAAGAAAAGGCUGAAUCCUGCCACUGAACAAUUGUGGUGUUUCAUUUUUUAUUUCAUGGACUGUAAAUAGGAAAUUAAAUUGCAGAGAUGGGAAGGGUGAUCUUGGAUAAUUUCACAGUUUGUUAUAAUCACCUUAAGUCUAAAAGGAAAAAAAUAGCAAAUGGGAGUGGGUAGUUUUUUGUUCUUAGUAUUUUUUUUCCUUAUUCUUUUUUUUUUUUUCUUGGCCCCACUGUUAUACUUGUAGCUGUUUUAUACACCUUAGAUAAACUCAUCCAAAACCAUGAAAUUUAAGUGUGUCAGUUCUCUUGGGGCCUCCCGAGUGAACAGGUGCUCUGGGACGAGUGACUGAGCACCGCCUGCUCCUGGGUUGCCUCCUCAUGAUUGGAAUUAUGCUUUCAGUUUAGACAGCACAUAAUGACCAGUUUCUGUGUUCAGUUUCACAACUGUGCAAAGGAAUACUGUCCUAUAAAGUGCUGUGCUAGACUUUUUUCUAAUGCAAAACUAUCUUUUCAGUGAAAUAUGCUGAAACAGUUUGAUACAGAGACAUCCAUUAUAUAUAGCUUGGCACUUUGUUGUUGUUAAGGCAAAAUUGUGACCUUAAGUGUUUGUAAAUGAGAGCAUCCCCUUCACUCUGUGCCAGUUAACCUUUGUCUGACAGUUUAUUCAGCCCUUAAAUUAACUGACUCUUUGCAGUAACUUGUACAUAAACAAAGUGCUAGAGAAUCUUGUUUCUUGUGUUGAGUAAGAGUUAAUCAGAGUAAAUCCACAUCUGGAGUUUCUAUGAUGUAAAUUUUAAUCAUUAACAGGUAAGUUCCUGACUUUGAAGUGCUUUUAUACAACUAGCUCUCUAACUGCAAAUAUGAUCCUACCAGUCACUUCUUGGAGCACAAAUGGAGUAUGCCAAAUUUUAUAUGAUUUUUCAAGUUCAGGAAGCUUCCAGGUUUUGUAAUUAGAAAAUAAUGUAAUGAAUUAAAGACACUUAUUUUACAUAACUUACCUCUCAACAUUUAGCCCAUAAUACCCUAUGAGUGAAUCUGGAGUUGCUUAUCAUGUAAAACCAUCGUGGUGUAUGAGUUUAUACUGCAGCCUGUGUUGUUUUAUCUAAUCCAUUGCUUAAUUAGUGUGUUGUUUUCUAUGAAUAAUUAUAUUGUGGUUAAUAUGAUAGCAUGACAGUAUUUUCAGGUAGCUUUUUUGUUGGGAGCUCUGAGGGUUUGGGGAGGGCUGGGGGGUUUCUUUGGCCUUUUUGCAUGAAAUAUCUUUAUAAUGAUGGAAUUGUUUUUACUUUUGUCUUGUGAUUUUCAUUUUGAGUGAGACUUAAUUUUUUGUGUGUGAGUAGUGUUUUUAUUAUACCCAUCUUGAGUGUCUUUCUUGUACUGUGUCACAUUCCACACCAACAUUUAAUUCCUAAUAAACUGUUCACUUGGU